Mastomys coucha (southern multimammate mouse) is the source of this 4471-nucleotide messenger RNA. RefSeq names its product N-acetyllactosaminide beta-1,6-N-acetylglucosaminyl-transferase. The transcript has 3 exons. Gene Ontology annotation, molecular function: acetylglucosaminyltransferase activity. Gene Ontology annotation, cellular component: membrane. The record is from RefSeq and is a predicted model, not a curated record. Gene Ontology annotation, biological process: transforming growth factor beta receptor signaling pathway. Bases 712 to 1917 code for a protein of 401 amino acids. NCBI's taxonomy places the organism in Eukaryota, Metazoa, Chordata, Mammalia, Rodentia, Muridae.
GGUGGGGUGGGGCCAGAAAACAUUACAAUGGAGCUGGGAUGGAGGAGGUGUACUUUUAUUUCAGAUUGUGUCAUUCGAGUAGAGUCUCCCGGAACAGCAACUAACAGAACCGAGGCUGUUUUAGAUCCCCUGGGUUGUUAACCUGGCGCUCCGGGAGAGUAAGCAACUGAGCUGACGAGAGAGGCAGUGGAGGAAGGUAGGAAGCCCUUCGCACGCCUAGCCUGGCUCAUCCCAUCCACUUUAGGUUUUGCCGUGCUGAUUGUGACACGAGGAGAAAGAACUAGGAGAGACCCAUGAAGGAAAGGAACGAGAGGGGAGGUGAGAAACUCAAUUGAAAAAGAGGUAGCAGGGAAAGUAAAAGUCAGCAGAUGCAAAUCGGGAGGCCAGAGGACGAGGAAAAGGCUGGGCUUCGGCAACCUGCUGGCAGCCUUUAGACAAAGGAGGUUUGAGAGAGAGGCGGGAUCAGAUUCUAAUAUCAGCUCGUGGAGAGAGCCAGCUGCUGGGCUCCGGGAGAUGAAACGGCCGGAAUUCACAGUGACUGGAGCGUGUGCCACAGCGACAGCUCCCAGGAAAAAGUAAGUCUGGGGAGGGAUCGGUCUAAAUUCAUAGUGACUGGAGCAUGUACCACAGCGAGAGCUCCCAAGAAAAAGUAACUCUAGGGAAGGAUUUGCAAAGCUUGUCGGACUCUGACAUCGAAACCCUCUUUGAGGCAUGCCUCCGUCCAUGCGCUACUUCUUCAUAGUGUCUGUGACUACUGUCAUCGUUUUUAUUGUGCUCUACGUGUUAAGUUUUGGGGGAGAUCAAAGCUACCAGAAGCUGAACAUCUCAGACUCCGUGAUGUUGGCUCAGGUGUGCACAUCCUUCAUCAACGGGAAAAGCCUGUUCCUGUGGAGAAACAAACUAAUGAUUCACGAGAAGUCUUCUUGCACAGAAUAUGUGACCCAAAGCCACUAUAUCACCGCCCCUUUAUCUCAGGAAGAGCUCGAUUUUCCUUUGGCAUAUGUCAUGGUCAUCCAUCACAAUUUUGACACUUUCGCGAGGCUCUUCAGAGCAAUCUUCAUGCCUCAAAAUAUCUACUGUGUUCACGUGGACGAAAAGGCAACAGCCGAAUUCAAAGGUGCCGUAGAACAGUUAGUGAGCUGCUUCCCCAAUGCCUUUCUGGCUUCUAAGAUGGAGCCGGUGGUCUAUGGUGGGAUAUCCCGGCUCCAGGCAGACCUGAACUGCAUCAAAGAUCUGUCCACCUCCGAGGUCCCCUGGAAGUACGCCAUCAACACCUGUGGACAAGACUUCCCCCUGAAAACCAACAAGGAGAUAGUUCAGUACCUGAAAGGACUUAAGGGGAAGAAUCUCACUCCGGGGGUGCUGCCUCCAGCUCACGCGAUUGGAAGGACCAGGUACGUCCACCGGGAGUACCUGAGCAAAGAGCUUUCCUAUGUGAUCAGAACCACCGCUCUGAAGCCUCCACCUCCCCACAACCUCACCAUUUAUUUUGGCUCCGCCUAUGUCGCCCUGUCGAGAGAGUUUGCUAACUUUGUUCUCCAUGACCCAAGAGCGGUUGAUUUGCUCCAUUGGUCCAAAGAUACUUUCAGUCCCGAUGAGCAUUUCUGGGUGACACUCAAUAGGAUUCCAGGAGUCCCUGGCGCCAUGCCGCCAAACGCAUCCUGGACGGGUAAUCUCAGAGCUGUGAAGUGGAUGGACAUGGAAGCAAAGCACGGAGGUUGCCAUGGUCACUACGUACAUGGCAUUUGCAUCUAUGGAAAUGGAGACUUGCCGUGGCUAAUUAAUUCGCAAAGCCUGUUUGCUAACAAAUUUGAACUCAACACAUACCCACUUACACUGGAAUGCCUGGAACUGAGGCUGCGAGAAAGAACGCUCAACCAGAGUGAAAUUGCUAUACAGCCUAGCUGGUAUUUCUGAUCCACAGCAGCUCUGGCCUGAAGAAACUGAAGACAUAAAGAAGAGCUUUCUUUUCCAAGAGACUCAUGUCUUGGCUAUACUGAAGGCUCUAGGAAAAAAAAAAUGAUUUCAGGAAAGCAUCAGGACCUGACAGCAGAGCUCUGCUUGCAACAUCCACUGGGCACCGUGAUACAUUUGACAGGAUGGCUGCGUGCAGCUGUCCUGGCAUUUUUGCCAGUCUGACCAUUUCUUUUGAAUGUCUUGUCUUUUCUCACCAUCCCCCUCCCUUCUCUUCUUUUCUCUUCCUUUUUUAAAGAUAGGUAGGGUCUUGCUAUAGAUCACUUGCAAGCCUGGUUCUUGUCAGGUAGCCCAGUAUGGCCUUGAACUCUAAUCCUCCCACCUUGGCCCCUUAAGGGCUGCUAUUACAAGUGUGGAUAACCACACCUGGCUCUGGUGUCUGGCGGUCACUUAACACCCAUCUGCAUCUCAAUCUGCUAGGUGGUCGGUGGUAAAUUCAAAUGCAUCAGAUCCCUGUGCCAGAUACUCAUAUUAGUAUAUCCUGUUAGAAAAGAGAAUGGUGGAUAAUACUGUCUGAGAAAAUCAGAACUUAUUUGAGAAGGAAGCUCUCGUUCCAUAUUCCUAGCAACUAUAUUCUCAGGCACACAUAGGCACAGAGACAGCUUUCUAGUACCUCACCAAUUUCAUGUAGUACAAACUGAUUCUGAAGAGCUGAGGAACUAUAUACAGUUCAGUGUCCAAGCAUUUGACUGACAUUUGUGCAGAGUUAGGAUCCACCUCCAGCACCACGCCCAGGUCUUGUGAGCACUGACGUUUUCAGUUAACUUGUGUCUGAAGUUCUGCAGACAGUACAAAGCCAUUAACAAGUGACCGACAGCAUGUACCAUAAGACAGGAGGUGGCUGCAGGAAGAGGACCUCAGGGAUGCUGGACAUUUCCGUGUUCUAUUCCAGAAUGUUCUCUUUUCCCAGAGAACUCUGGAACAUCCUCACAGGAAUGAAGGAAUUCUUUCUUUCCCACAGGAAAGGUGCUACUGCAUGGGUCUGUAACCUGUGAAGGACUCUCGUCUGGGGUUUCAUUUCUAUUUGAGAGAUGGGGACCCAGUUCUGCUGUGUGCAGCUUUAACCACAUCAGGACAGCCUGCAGCUUGCAAUGAUUGGUGCUGACAGGAGCACCUGGAUCUCUAAGAGCUUUUUAUGACAGGUGGUCAUCUGUCAUUUUUCCUUGUUCCCUCAUCCAUCCAUUCAUUCAUCCAUUCAUCAGCCUACAUUCAGCAGACGCCUCUUGAAUGUCUGUGAUCCUCCAGACACAUGCUGACAGACACAAGGGAAGCAAGACGGAUGCUUUCUCCCCUGUAAAACUCUGGGAAGUGGUAUCAGCUUUUGAAACCCCGCUCUAGAGUCUUAUAAAAUGGCUACACUUUGCACGUACCCUGACCUGGCUAUAUAUUACACUGAGCCAUAGAGAUCAGCAAUGUAUUAAUUAAUAGAUUAACCCAGAGAGAGGAAGGAGGAAAUGAAACCUAAAGCCUCUUGUGUCUCCACCAGCUCCUUCUCUUCUCGUUUUAUUGAAAAGUCCACACACAUACCUGCCCCUCUCAUGGGUUGCAUGAGUACUUGUGUCUUGCAGAUGAUGUAACAAGUCUUAGGAUGGCUCGUGAUCAUUAGGAUGUAAAUUCUAAGAAUUCAGGUUGUCUUUCUAAGUCUCUAAUUUCUUUAGGGAUGUGGAGAGAAGAUGAAAUAAAGCCAUCCUUAGUAUCUCCAGAGAAGGUGGAGUUUAAGAAUGGUCUCAGUGUUAUUAAUAAGAAGUUCUGUCAUUCAGAAAAGCAUGAGGUCAGGACUUGGUAUGUUGGGGUGCUUGCCACCAAGCCUGAUGACCUGAGUUCAAUUCCUGGGUCCCAUGUGAUGGAGGAAGAGCGUCCACUACCAAGGGGAACUCUCCAACCUCCACACAUAUGUCCUAACACGUGGGCACUGCAACCCCAUAUACAUACACACAUGAAUAACUGUAGUUUUUUAAAUGUGAUUUUCUUUACUAGUGCUUUGCAUUUAGAAAUAUUUAUUUAUUCUAAGAGGGAAAAAAACCCCACAUGCUUUAAAUGAUGUCACUUACCACAAUUUCAUUCUUGUGCUGCAAUUGUAUCUACUGAAUGUUACUCAUCUUGAAAGGGAAUCACUUCAUGUAAAACUUUCUUGUCUCUUCUACUAAAAAAUAAAAUGGGGUUGAAUCAGGUAGUUAAAGGGUAGAGAGGUGGGAAGCACUUGGUCAAGGGGAAGUCUGAAACCAGUCUCUUUUUUAUUUGUUGUUUGGGUAAGAGCACCUGAAGACUAAUGUUUUACACUGGAUUGAGAUCUCAUGGCAAAUGAGACAUUCUUUUUCUGGAGAAGUUUACAUACCCAAUGUCGGUCAUCUCUUUACUGUAAAUACUAUUGGGAAGAGCGUAGCAUUUGACCUAGGAAACUAGCAGGGGUUGUGCCUGUAUCUACUGUGUCCAUUUUGGUUUUGCCAAUGUUUUCUGGUUUUGUUUCCUUGGAAAUAAAUUAAUAUAUUGUUUUCCA